AUGAUGAUAGCUCAAUUCGCAGGAAAGGAUCACAGAACUUGGGACGAGAACUGGCCAGAAAUUAUGCUAGCAGUGAACUCAAGCAUAUCUGAAUCAACUGGAUACUCCCCAGCGUUUCUCACACAAGGCCGGGAACCCCGUCUGCCAAACGCAUUAUAUGACAAAGAAACGUUAGGCUCUGGGAGAAACACAGAGACGCCAGAUGAGAAGGCCGCCAAGUUGAAAGAAAUCUUCGAAAUAGUAAGGCGAAAUAUGGAAAAAGCAUCCCAGGACCAAGCCAGACAUUACAAUCUGAGGAGGAGGCAGUGGACACCAGAGGUGGGCAGCAUAGUGUGGGCCUAA
This is a messenger RNA of Drosophila rhopaloa, 342 nucleotides long. RefSeq lists its product as uncharacterized. The coding region runs from base 1 to 342 and encodes 113 amino acids. NCBI's taxonomy places the organism in Eukaryota, Metazoa, Arthropoda, Insecta, Diptera, Drosophilidae. The record is from RefSeq and is a predicted model, not a curated record. The transcript has a single exon. Gene Ontology annotation, molecular function: nucleic acid binding.